Messenger RNA from Neoarthrinium moseri, 246 nucleotides. RefSeq lists its product as uncharacterized. The coding region runs from base 1 to 246 and encodes 81 amino acids. NCBI's taxonomy places the organism in Eukaryota, Fungi, Ascomycota, Sordariomycetes, Amphisphaeriales, Apiosporaceae. The record is from RefSeq and is a predicted model, not a curated record. The transcript is spliced from 2 exons.
AUGAGCCCUCUGAUCGGGGACUUCUGGUUGGCCCUGAACCUGGGCCGGUUCAUCUCGCCUCAGCAUCAGACGACGGCCGGGGAAGCAGGCGAGAUUACCACGGAGGCGGCGAGGCGUGUUCCGCGAGCCUGGGUACGCGGCUCUGCAGCAGAUUUCAUGGAUGGUGGUUGCGGUAUUGAGCAACGAGAGCCAGUCAAGCUGUGGUGGAUCCGAUGGCCGUCUGGCCGCAUUGACGACUCGACCUAG